This is a messenger RNA of Filobasidium floriforme, 1558 nucleotides long. RefSeq lists its product as uncharacterized. Gene Ontology annotation, biological process: cellular response to misfolded protein. The record is from RefSeq and is a predicted model, not a curated record. NCBI's taxonomy places the organism in Eukaryota, Fungi, Basidiomycota, Tremellomycetes, Filobasidiales, Filobasidiaceae. The transcript has 7 exons. Gene Ontology annotation, molecular function: Hsp70 protein binding. Gene Ontology annotation, cellular component: endoplasmic reticulum membrane. Bases 54 to 1427 code for a protein of 457 amino acids.
CUCCAACUUCGUGACAGCCCGACAUUCAGAUAGAUAGUAGAUCCUUUUGUACGAUGAGCGUAGCAAACGCGGACGAAGCUAGAAAAGCGCUCAAACUAGCCCAGGACUACCGUGAAAAGGGUUCCUACUCGGUCGCUCUCAAAUGGGCUCGCAAAUCGUCCAGCUUGUCACCAUCAUCAGAAGCAACAAGCUUGACAGCAUCUCUGGAGAAAGAGAUCGCUUCUGGUGCCACAUCGACAUCGAUACCGUCGAAAGAUGCCACGUCGUCAGCUACCAAAGCUACAGGCGCCGAGACGCACCCGAGUGCGAGCGGGACGCAUCAACGGCCGGGACAUGGAUCCUCCAGCGCUGGUGAGACUUCCGGAUCUUCGACGAAGGAUGGUGGAGAUGCCAAAAGCAGAUCGUUCACUCCGGAGCAGACGAAAGUGGUGAAACGGGUCAUCGCUUGUAAAGCACACGAGUAUUACUCGAUAUUGGCAGUGGAAAGGAGCUGUUCCGAGGGGGAAGUGCGGAAAGCAUAUCGAAAGCUCGCUCUUGCGUUACACCCGGACAAGAACGGUGCACCGAGAGCCGACGAGGCUUUUAAAAUGGUCUCGAAAGCGUUCCAAGUCCUGUCCGACAACAACCUGCGAGCGGCUUACGAUUCAAAUCCUCAUCAAGACCCUUCCAGUCGAGGUGGCGGUGGUGGAGGUGGUGGACCGAGCAUGGCAACGAGAGGGUUCGGCGGCGGUCAUCCUGGGUUCCAUCAGUCCGAGGUCUCGCCGGAAGACUUGUUCCGUGCGUUCUUUGGCGGUGGAGGGUUCGAUCAGUUUGGAGGUGGCGGUGGUGGCUUUGGGGGUGGACCAGUGUUCACGUUCGGCGGCCCCAAUGGGUUCAGACAAUUUGGCGGCAACCAGGGCAUGCAUGCUCGAGCUCGAGAUAACCGACGAGAAUCACCUCCUCCCAAUUGGGUGCAGAUGCUGCCUCUCCUCUUCCUCGUAUUCAUCGGUCUCCUCUCCUGGCUCCCUGGCAUGUUCUCGACCCCAGACCCGGGGUAUCAAUGGAAGUCCAUCUCGCCUUGGACUCUGCACAAGCAGACGAGCAGCAUAAACGUCGAUUAUUGGGUCAACCCGCGGGAAUGGCAGCGACACCCCAUCUUUGAGAGUAUACCCGAAGGGAAGAGGGGGAUGGAACAGGCUGGAACGUAUAGCAACAAGUUGAAGCGGUUCGAAUCUGGGAUCGAACAGCAUUACGUGUCCACUCUGCGUCAACAGUGCGGCAACGAGCGAGAGGAUAGGCGCGAUCGUAUAGACCGGAAUCGUGGACUGUUUGGGCUCGGCGCCGAUUGGGAGAAGAUCGCCCAGAUCCAGAACGAAAAGCUACCGAGUUGCGAGAAAUUGAGAACGCUCGAGAGCAAGUACUCUGGGAGCCGGAACUUGUAUCGGUAAUAGAUAGAGAGAGCAUUGUACAUGUGGUCGUAUGGCACAUGGCAUCGUCCAGCUGUCAUGGCGGCGAAUCGUGUUUACGCGAAGACACGCAUGUUGACUUGGAAGGAAGCGCGGGCUGGCAAAGAACAUGG